Molecule: messenger RNA, 1017 nt
Organism: Haliotis rufescens (red abalone)
Lineage: Eukaryota; Metazoa; Mollusca; Gastropoda; Lepetellida; Haliotidae
Product: keratinocyte proline-rich protein-like
Exons: 1
Coding region: 1-1017 (338 amino acids)
Source: RefSeq, a predicted model, not a curated record
AUGCACCCAGAACCUGCACCCAGAACACAGGGGACCUGUACUUGCCGAUACCCGACAGAUGCACCCAGAACCUGCACCCAGAACCUGCACCCAGAACCUGCACCCAGAACCUGCACCCAGAACACAGGGGACCUGUACUUGCCGAUACCCGACAGAUGCACCCAGAACCUGCACACAGAACCUGCACACAGAACCUGCACCCAGAACCUGCACCCAGAACCUGCACCCAGAACCUGCACCCAGAACCUGCACCUAAAACACAGGGGACCUGCACUUGCCGAUACCCGACAGAUGCACCCAGAACCUGCACCCAGAACACAGGGGACCUGUACUUGCCGAUACCCGACAGAUACAUCCAGAACCUGCACCCAGAACACAGGGGACCUGUACUUGCCGAUACCCGACAGAUACAUGUACAUCCAGAACCUGCACCCAGAACACAGGGGACCUGUACUUGCCGAUACCCGACAGAUACACCCAGAACCUGCACCCAGAACCUGCACUCAGAACCUGCACCCAGAACCUGCACCCAGAACCUGCACCCAGAACCUGCACCCAGAACCUGCACCCAGAACACAGGGGACCGGCACUUGCCGAUACCCGACAGAUACACCCAGAACCUACACCCAGAACACAGGGGACCUGUACUUGCCGAUACCCGACAGAUACAUCCAGAACCUGCACCCAGAACACAGGGGACCUGUACUUGCCGAUACCCGACAGAUACAUCCAGAACCUGCACCCAGAACACAGGGGACCUGUACUUGCCGAUACCCGACAGAUACACCCAGAACCUGCACCCAGAACCUGCACUCAGAACCUGCACCCAGAACCUGCACCCAGAACCUGCACCCAGAACACAGGGGACCUGCACUUGCCGAUACCCGACAGAUACACCCAGAACCUGCACCCAGAACACAGGGGACCUGUACUUGCCGAUACCCGACAGAUACACCCAGAACCUGGGUGUAUCUGUCGGGUAUCGGCAAGUACAGGUCCCCUGUGUUCUGGGUGUAG